AGAGGAAAGCGCCAAGAUACAUUUCUUUAGUUUCUGGAAACAAAAAUUGGGCAGACUCCGCUUCCAGCUACGAUCUAGCGGCCGGGAUUUCCAACGCUCCGGGCCCAGAGUUUCGCGCGGACCCCCCCUGAAGGGCCCCCAGCUCCGCCAAAGCCGCGCCCAAGGGGCCGUCGUUACCCCCUAGAAAGGCCCUCCGCCGGCUCCGCCUUUGCCCGCCCAGGCCCCGCCCCGGCCGCGCGCUGUCCUGCUCUGCUCGCGGACUCACUUGGGCGAGCGAGCGGCAGCGCUCGGCCUUGUGGCAGGCGGCGGAGGCCGGCGAGGGCGCCGGAGCCGCGGGUAGCGGCGGGGCGCAGGGAGGCGCGCACGGGGCCUCGGACUGUGCGGCGUUGGCCGCUGCGGGCGCCGCUGAGCGCUCUUACCCUCAGUCGCGCAACUUCGAAGCCAGGACGCGGGAGCCAACGGAGCGCUCGAGCCCCGGAGCCUGAGGAGCGCAGAGAGGGGCACGCCGGAGCCUGGCCGGAGAGCGGGCGCCGGGUACCCAUAGCGUUCCGAGCGCCGGGCAGCCCUCUGCGAAGCGUGGCUGCCUCUGCCCCCACGGAGGGCACGGGCUGGCGCGGCCGGGCGCCGGGGAGGACGGCGAGGAGGAGGCGGCGGCGGCGGAGACGGCGGCGGCGAGGCUGGGGCCAGGGAGAGAGCCCUGGGGGAGAGGCGCCCGAGCCGGGCCGCGGGAGCAUGUGGGCCCGGAGCGGAGCGCGGGGCGCGCUACUGCUGACACUCCUGCUCUGCUGGGACCUGAGGCUGAGCCAAGCAGGCACUGAUUCUGGCAGCGAGGUGCUCCCAGACUCCUUCCCGUCGGCGCCGGCAGAGCCGCUGCCCCACUUCCUGCGGGAGCCGCAGGACGCCUACAUCGUGAAGAACAAGCCGGUGGAGCUGCGCUGCCGUGCCUUCCCCGCCACGCAGAUCUACUUCAAGUGCAACGGCGAGUGGGUCAGCCAGAACGACCACGUCACGCAGGAGAGCCUGGACGAGGCCACCGGCCUGCAGGUGCGAGAGGUGCAGAUCGAGGUGUUGCGGCAGCAGGUGGAGGAGCUGUUUGGGCUGGAAGAUUACUGGUGCCAGUGCGUGGCCUGGAGCUCUGCGGGCACCACCAAGAGUCGCCGGGCCUAUGUCCGCAUUGCAUACCUGCGCAAGAACUUCGAUCAGGAGCCCCUGGGCAAGGAAGUGCCCCUGGACCAUGAAGUUCUCCUGCAAUGCCGCCCACCAGAGGGGGUGCCUGUGGCUGAGGUGGAAUGGCUCAAGAACGAGGACGUCAUCGACCCCACCCAGGACACCAACUUCCUGCUCACCAUCGACCACAACCUCAUCAUCCGUCAGGCUCGCCUGUCAGAUACGGCCAACUACACCUGCGUGGCCAAGAAUAUCGUGGCCAAGCGCCGCAGCACCACCGCCACCAUCAUUGUCUACGUGAACGGCGGCUGGUCCAGCUGGGCCGAGUGGUCACCCUGCUCCAACCGCUGUGGCCGCGGCUGGCAGAAGCGCACACGGACCUGCACCAACCCCGCCCCACUCAAUGGAGGUGCCUUCUGUGAGGGCCAGGCCUUCCAGAAGACUGCCUGCACCACCGUGUGCCCAGUCGAUGGCGCGUGGACAGAGUGGAGCAAGUGGUCGGCCUGUAGCACCGAGUGUGCGCACUGGCGCAGCCGCGAAUGCAUGGCGCCCCCUCCCCAGAACGGAGGCCGGGACUGCAGCGGGACCCUGCUUGACUCCAAGAAUUGCACCGACGGGCUGUGCGUGCAGAAUAAGAAAACUCUAAGUGACCCCAAAAGCCACCUUCUGGAGUCCUCGGGGGAUGUGGCGCUGUACGCAGGCCUUGUGGUGUCCAUCUUCGUGGUGGUGACCGUCCUUGUGGUGGUAGGGGUGGUCGUGUACCGCCGCAACUGCCGGGACUUCGACACCGACAUCACCGACUCGUCCGCCGCCCUCACUGGCGGCUUCCACCCAGUCAACUUUAAGACUGCGAGGCCCAACAACCCGCAGCUCCUGCACCCAUCUGUGCCUCCGGACCUCACUGCCAGUGCGGGCAUCUACCGCGGACCCAUGUACGCCCUGCAGGACUCGGUCGACAAGAUCCCAAUGACCAACUCGCCCCUGCUGGACUCCCUGCCCAACCUCAAGAUCAAGGUCUACAACUCUAGCACCACCAGCUCUGGGCCAGGCCUGGCAGACGGGGCUGAGCUGCUGGGAGUCCUGCCACCCGGCACGUACCCUGGUGAUUUUGCCCGGGAUGCCCACUUCCUGCACCUGCGCAGUGCCAGCCUCGGCUCCCAGCAGCUCCUGGGCAUGCCCCGUGACCCGGGGAGCAGUGUCAGCGGCACCUUUGGCUGCCUGGGCGGGAGGCUCAGCAUCCCUGACACAGGGGUCAGCCUGCUGGUGCCCAAUGGAGCCAUUCCCCAGGGCAAGUUCUACGAGAUAUACCUCCUCAUCAACAAGGCAGAAAACACCCUCCCGCUUUCAGAAGGGACCCAGACAGUAUUGAGCCCUUCGGUGACCUGCGGGCCCACGGGCCUCCUGCUGUGCCGCCCCGUCAUCCUCACAGUGCCACACUGCGCUGAAGUCAGUGCCGGUGACUGGAUCUUCCAGCUCAAGACCCAGGCCCACCAGGGCCACUGGGAGGAGGUGGUCACCCUGGAUGAGGAGACCCUUAACACCCCCUGCUACUGCCAGCUGGAGGCCAGGUCCUGCCACAUCCUGUUGGACCAGCUGGGCACCUACGUCUUCACGGGUGAGUCGUACUCUCGCUUGGCAGUCAAGCGGCUCCAGCUGGCCAUCUUCGCCCCCGCCCUCUGCACCUCUCUGGAGUACAGCCUCAGGGUCUACUGCCUGGAGGACACGCCCGUAGCACUGAAGGAGGUGCUGGAGCUGGAGCGGACCCUGGGUGGCUACCUAGUGGAGGAGCCAAAACCCCUGCUGUUUAAGGACAGUUACCAUAACCUGCGCCUCUCCCUCCACGACCUGCCCCACGCCCACUGGAGGAGCAAGCUGCUGGCCAAGUACCAGGAGAUCCCCUUCUAUCACAUUUGGAGUGGCAGCCAGAAGGCCCUGCACUGCACCUUCACCCUGGAGAGGCAUAGCCUGGCCUCCACGGAGCUCACCUGCAAGAUCUGCGUGCGACAGGUGGAGGGAGAGGGCCAGAUAUUCCAGCUGCACACCACGCUGGCAGAGACGCCUGCCGGCUCCCUGGACGCCCUCUGCUCCGCCCCCAGCAGUGCAGUCACCACCCAGCUGGGACCCUACGCCUUCAAGAUCCCCGUUUCCAUCCGCCAGAAGAUAUGCAACAGCCUGGACGCCCCUAACUCGCGCGGCAAUGACUGGCGGUUGUUGGCGCAGAAGCUCUCCAUGGACCGGUACCUGAACUACUUUGCCACAAAAGCGAGCCCCACGGGUGUGAUCCUCGACCUCUGGGAAGCUCUGCAGCAGGACGACGGGGACCUCAACAGCCUGGCGAGUGCCUUGGAGGAGAUGGGCAAGAGCGAGAUGCUGGUGGCCAUGGCCACCGACGGGGACUGCUGAGCUGCCCCAAACCCUCAGGCUGUUAGGGACCAGCAGGCGGCUGGCACAGGCAGACCCAGGGCAACCUCCUGUGGGGCAGUUGGGCCUCCUCUGCUCCCGAGCUCACAGCCAGAAUCGCCCUUCCUCCUCCUCCUCCCCUUGCCCCCCCGACCCAGACCACGACCAGCCUUAGGAAAUCCAUGGACGUUGUUGUUGGGAGGACCCAGCGGUCCUUCUCCACCUCCUGCUGUCUCUCCUGACCUCAGACCGCUGUGCAGGAACCGGGGUGGGGAUGGGGCCUCUGGAGGCAGCUAGGGGAGCAAGGAGGUGGCCCUCCCACCCUGUGCCCCAGGGUCUCUGGGGUGCAUCUGUUUUAGUUGUGCUCUUCAUUUUCUUCCUCAGCUAUUGGUUUCUCCCUCCUCCCUAAGCCCCUUUCUCCUUUCACACUGUUUUCCUCUUUGAAGAGUCAAGUACAGUUCAGACAAACUGCUUUCUCCUGUCCACAAGCAAAAAGGAAGAGGAAAGAAAGAAGGAAAGAAAGAAAGCUUCAGACUGCUAGUAAGGCUCAAACAAAGAAGAAAAACACCAAAACCACAAGGGAAAAGAAAACCCAGUUUCUUAGGAAACGCAAAUGAUUUAUUAUCCAGAUAUUUGGAUAAGUCCUUUUUAAGAAAAAAAAAGAAAAACAAAAUGAAAAAACAACACAAAAAAAAUAGAAAACACUUUUCUUGAGUAUGGGUGAGUGUGGGCAUGCUCGUGGUUCUGGCCAGGAGCGUGUGUGUGUGUGUGUGUGUGUGUGUGUGUGUGUGUGUGAGAAUCAGGGAGAGAGAGACUGAAUAGGGAACACUUUGCUGCUAAUGAUUUUAUCUUAGACUGAAUUCUUACAAGGCCUCAGCUUCCACAGUUCUACAGGGUCAGAUGAGGUUUGAGCUGUGGUCCCAUGUUUCUUUCUAAAAUCUUAAGCAGAUGCUGAAUCAGUAAAGCCAAGGAGCCCUGAGAUCUGGCUUGGGAUGGGGUCCUGCCUCCCUCUCACAGCCCCAGGCAGGUGCUCCAAGUCUCAUCUGGGCUCCCAGGAAUCCAGAUGAAGAGGCCCUGGGAUGGAAAGUGUGGGCGGGCCAGCCCAGCUGUGAGCCAGGGAGAAUUUCCAGUACUGUGGUCUGGUGGCUUCUGGAGAGGGGCCAUGGCCCAGAAGCGGGACCCUAACAGAGAGAGAGAAGUCAGGGAUGAGAAUCCCCCAUGGACAGGACACAUCUCUCUCCCGCAUCCCAGGGUGGGGCCAGCCAGGACACGCCCACCCAGCAGCCUCUGGACCAGGUGGGCUGGAGCAGGUGGGUGUUCUCUUAAUGCCCGGGAUCUGCCCUUUCCCAAGCUUGGUUACUUCUGUAAAACAGAAGGGGUGGAUAAGAGGGCCUCUCCAGCUGCAGAAGCCUGAGCUUCUGGGGUCAGUGUGGCUUUGAGGAACAUGUUAGCAGCCGUCCCUGCGGGUGGCGUGGGAGGCUGGGAGGUGGCUGCUCGGCUGUGCUUUACACACUGGCCCGGGGUGGAGGAGGCAGGGUGGAGGGCUAUUUUCCCAGCUCUGAUCUCCACAGGCACCCCCUGUCACCCUCCCUCCACAGUCUGACAGAGUCUGAAGGAAGCUUUGACAGGCAGCAUUCCAGGGUGGAGGGCCUGGCACCCCCUCUCCAGCCUGUUCCAGGAUGUUCCAAGGGGCCAUCAGGGUCCCUUUUUGGCCAUCUGGUGAUGGCUGGAACCAGAAUCUUGAGCUGGCACAGAGGCCACAUCAAAGGCUUCUCCUCCUUGGCACCCGAGCCAAAGCAAGUGCCACCUCUGGGCAUUGACCCCAGGGCUUUGCCCCAGCAGGUCCAUGAGCAUCCUGGCCUUUAUGACCCCAGGGCUUGCCCCAGCAGGUCCAUGAGCAUCCUGGCCUUUAUGACCCCAGGGCUUGCCCGAGCAGGUCCAUGAGCAUCCUGGCCUUUAAAGGUCUGGUCUCCUGGGAGGAAGGCAGGUUUGGGGGCUGUAGUCCCAACCAAUGUCCCCAGCCUGGCUUUCCUGCCAUGCACCAGGGAGCUUAUGGGGAUAGUGGGAUUCUUACCACCCACCAGCCCCCCGGGCAAUGGGUUGGCUGUGGGCAGUCAAGGGCCUGCUGGGUUUGAGAGAGAGGGUUCCUUUUUAUCAGGGCUGCUGAAGGGGCCAGGCCUGCAUCGGGCUUGGGCCCCUGAGGCUGAGACCAUGGCUCUUCAUUACCCCAGUGCCUGUGUGGACGUGGCCUCAGACAAAGGCAGUGAGCCUUCCCUGCCAAAGGUGCCUGUCCACUACAGGCUCAGCAUCCUGGCUCGCUCCUAGUCUGAACUGUGUGGGCCUGUGUGGUAGCUCGAGGGCAGCCUGGAGUCAGCGUUCAAGCUCCAGCUUUGCCAUUAAACCUCUGUGUGACUUCAGGCAUAUGACUGCCUUCUUGGGGCCUCUGUUCCUUUUUCUACCAAGGCCCCACAGCUGCUGUCUGAGGACUUUGGGGCUCUGAUACGUCACUCUAGUCUCCUGAUGGGAACGCUAGUGGGUAGAAGUUGACGGUGGUCGGCCAUGUCCCGCCUCCGUGCCCCACCCUCAGAAGCGAGCUGCUUCCUCAGUGCCCAGGACGGGAGCUCUUGGUGGGUGAGGCCGGGCCAGCCCCCCAGGUGCCAUUUCUAAUCGGAUUCCCAGAAAUUGUGUACCAGGGCCUGGAGCACGGAACCAAUUGGCUGAAGCCUCCUGGGAGGGUUCAAGCUGUCCAGCUUUAUAAGAAAAGCCUGGAAAGGAUUUGCUGGCUCCAUCAAUCUGCCACGGCUGCUGUGACUACGUCUGCAGACUGCCCGCCUCAGGGUGCGAUGGACGUUCCUCCGCUUAUUCGAGCCUGAGAGGCAGCCCCACACAGCCGAGUACCUUGAGAACUGCAGAUUAAGUGCCACUGCAGGAAUGCAGGGCCCUCGCGCGCUGUUGACGUCUCUCUCAUCUCUGUGGUGUGUUUGCGCGUGUGUGCGUGUGGCGGGGGGGGCUUUUAUCCGCGGGCACAUUAGCGUGCCUCUCCGGGAACGUGACCCCACCUGUGUGUACAUGUGUGCCCUCCUUGCGUCCAGGCUGGGCCAUCUGGAGGUUGGUGUGCCUGGUUUUGCCCUCUCUGAGUCCACAGGGUCAGUCGGUGUAUCUUCUAUGUGCCUCUCCCUCGGCCUUCCCUCGCAGUGCCCUGGGCUCCAGGGGGAUCCUCCCCACUCCUGGAAGAUCCAGGACCCUCUGGUCCCUUUUCGCCAGCAACCAGGCAGCUGAGCCAGGUCCCUUAGCAGGCCCUCUGAGGAGAGGUGACCAAGAGCCUGGGUGCAGGGAGCAGCUGUCCUGUGGGCCAGGGGCUGGACCACUCGCCUGGGCCAUGGACAUGGUUCUAUGCUCGGGGCUGCAGGGCUGCAGGGAUGGCCCCAAUCCCACCUCUGUUUAUUCUGUAAA
This is a messenger RNA of Orcinus orca (killer whale), 7020 nucleotides long. It is a transcript of the gene UNC5B, whose product is annotated as unc-5 netrin receptor B. Gene Ontology annotation, biological process: netrin-activated signaling pathway; anterior/posterior axon guidance. Gene Ontology annotation, cellular component: membrane. The record is from RefSeq and is a predicted model, not a curated record. Lineage: Eukaryota; Metazoa; Chordata; Mammalia; Artiodactyla; Delphinidae. The transcript has 17 exons. Bases 733 to 3570 code for a protein of 945 amino acids. Gene Ontology annotation, molecular function: protein binding; netrin receptor activity.